GCAGGAGACGGCCGCCGUUACGGCGCGAGCGUGGUCACGUGGCUGCUGGUCACCGCCGCCACCCCCUCCCGCCCUGUUCUCUUUCAGGUCGGGCCGGGCCCGGCAGGUUCCGCGAGCUCCCGGCAGACUGAGGGAGAGAGAGAGAGAGAAAGAGAGAGAAAGAGGAGGGGAGGAGGAGGAUUCAGGGAAUAGGAGCUGGGGAACCCAUCUGCGCCACAGUUACCUAUCAGUGCUUACCCACUGUUCAAAUCUUCCUGGAUAAAUCUUUGCCAGAGCUCAAGAUUGCUUGGAAAAUACAGUUGCCUGUGAUACAGAGCAGCAGGAGCAUUUCUGAUGCCUUGAAGAUGGGAGAACUGUAGAUGUUUUUCCAGCAGCUCAGUUGAGGGAGAAGUUGGUUGGUCUCCAGAUUUUGUUUCCUCUUCAAUUCCUGUUUGCCAGUCAAGACUUCUAUUUGGUGAAAUCUCUUGUACCAAGCUGGUGUCAUCCUUGAACCAUAACAAGAACAUGCAUUUUUCAAGUGUCCAACAGAUUUGUGGAUUAGUAAAGUUCUUCUGAAAGGUAGUUCCUUUUGGUGAUACUGUCCAGUUCGUACAAUGUAUCAUUCCUUAUCUGAAACUAGACAUCCUCUGCAGCCUGAAGAACAAGAAGUAGGCAUUGACCCCUUGUCCAGUUAUUCAAACAAGUCUGGAGGAGAUUCAAAUAAAAAUGGAAGAAGAACAAGUUCUACCUUAGACUCUGAGGGGACUUUUAAUUCAUAUAGGAAAGAAUGGGAAGAACUAUUUGUAAACAACAAUUACUUGGCAACAAUAAGGCAGAAAGGGAUUAAUGGGCAGCUGAGAAGCAGCAGGUUCCGCAGCAUUUGCUGGAAGCUGUUUCUUUGUGUUAUUCCUCAAGAUAAAAGUCAAUGGAUAAGUAGAAUUAAAGAGUUAAGAGUAUGGUAUAGCAACAUUAAAGAAGUACAUAUCACAAACCCCAGGAAGGUUGUUGGCCAACAAGAUUUGAUGAUCAACAAUCCUCUUUCACAGGAUGAAGGGAGUCUUUGGAAUAAAUUCUUCCAAGAUAAAGAACUACGAUCAAUGAUUGAACAAGAUGUUAGAAGAACGUUUCCCGAAAUGCAGUUUUUCCAACAAGAAAAUGUGAGAAAGAUUCUUACAGAUGUUCUUUUCUGUUAUGCUAGAGAAAAUGAGCAGUUGCUUUAUAAACAGGGAAUGCAUGAGCUAUUAGCCCCCAUAGUCUUCAUCCUUCACUGUGACCACCAAGCCUUUCUACAUGCCAGUGAGUCUGCACAGCCAAGUGAGGAAAUGAAAACUCUCUUGAACCCCGAGUAUCUGGAGCAUGAUGCUUAUGCAAUGUUCUCACAACUGAUGGAAACUGCUGAACCUUGGUUUUCUACUUUUGAGCAUGAUGGUCAAAAGGGGAAAGAAACUCUGAUGCCUCCCAUCCCCUUUGCCCGACCACAGGAUUUAGGACCAACAGUUGCUAUUGUUACUAAAGUCAACCAGAUCCAGGAUCAUCUACUGAAGAAGCAUGAUAUUGAGCUCUAUAUGCACUUGAACAGGCUGGAAAUUGCACCACAGAUAUAUGGAUUGCGGUGGGUGCGGUUGCUGUUUGGCAGAGAGUUCCCUCUGCAGGAUCUCCUGGUGGUCUGGGAUGCCUUGUUUGCAGAUGGCCUCAGCCUGAGUUUAGUCGACUAUAUCUUCAUAGCCAUGUUACUCUACAUUCGGGAUGCUUUGAUCUCUAGUAACUACCAGACCUGUCUUGGCCUUCUGAUGCAUUACCCACUCAUCGGAGAUGUGCACUCACUGAUUCUUAAGGCUUUGUUCCUUAGAGACCCAAAGAAAAAUCCAAGACCUGUGACUUAUCAAUUCCAUCCCAAUCUAGAUUAUUACAAAGCACGGGGAGCAGACCUUAUGAACAAAAGCCGGACCAAUACCAAAGGUGCUCCCCUGAAUAUAAAUAAGGUCUCUAAUAGCCUGAUUAAUUUUGGAAGAAAGCUGAUUUCCCCAGCAAUGGCCCCAGGCAGUGUGGGUGGCCCUAUCCCUGGGGGCAACAGUGGCAGCUCCUCUUCUGCUGCUAUCCCCACCAGGACCUCAGCAGACACCCCAAGGCAUCAUUUGCAGCAACAGCAGCAGCAGCAGCAGCAGCAGCAGCAGCAGCAGCAGCAGCAGCGGCUGAUGAAAUCCGAAAGCAUGCCAGUGCAAUUGAACAAAGGCGAUAUAGUUACAGGAAGCGAUGCUCAGGUUUCUGUUCCUGUCCAGACUCUAACUGACCUCCAAGGGCAAAGUUCUAAAAACAUCAGUUCAUCUCCAAGCAUUGAGAGUUUGCCUGGAGGAAGAGAAUUCACUGGUUCCCCACCUUCAUCUGCUAAAAAAGAUUCCUUUUUUAGCAACAUCUCCCGGUCACGCUCACACAGCAAAACUAUGGGCAGAAAAGAAUCUGAAGAAGAAUUAGAAGCCCAGAUUUCCUUCCUUCAAGGACAGUUGAAUGACCUGGAUGCUAUGUGUAAAUACUGUGCAAAGGUGAUGGACACUCAUCUUGUAAAUAUUCAAGAUGUGAUAUUACAAGAAAAUUUGGAAAAAGAAGAUCAAAUUCUGGUUUCCCUGGCAGGAUUAAAACAGAUCAAAGACAUUCUAAAAGGUUCCCUGCGUUUCAACCAGAGCCAACUGGAAGCUGAAGAGAAUGAGCAGAUUACCAUCGCAGAUGACCACUACUGCUCCAGCGGCCAGGGUCAGGGCAACCAAGUUCUCGGAUCCGCCAAGCAGGCUUCUGCAGAAGCUCCUGGGCUCCCAGACAGAGGGGGCUCUGAUGACUUCAUCCUGGUUUCGAAAGAAGAUGAAGGGGGCAGUGCCAAGGGGCACUUCCCGGGUCAGGCUCAGCCUCUUCGCACCCUCAAAAGUACAUCGGGGAAAAGCCGGACCCUGGCCUGCUCUCCCUUGGUGUUCUCAGAUCCCCUGAUGGGUCCCGCCUCAGCAUCUUCCAGCAACCCCAGCUCCAGCCCUGAUGACGACAGCAGCAAGGACUCCGGCUUCACCAUUGUGAGCCCCCUGGACAUCUGACAUAGGCAUCUCCCCCCCUCGGAGGCCUCCCCAAGGAGACCCCUCUAAAGCCAGUGCUUCUUCCCUGGCAUGCAUUGGGCAUUGGUACAGUCCGUUGGAACCCUUUAGAAGAAGCAAACACAACCACAGCACACAAACCAGUGCUCACCAAAAUGCAGACAGGACUUUCUGGGCCCUUACCUGACCCUCCCCAUCCUUGCUCUGAAUUAGAGCCAGAUUAAGUACCCGGAACCACACUCUCAGAAAAGACCAAGUCAGUCAGAACCACUUUUCCCAUCUCCUCCUCCCCAGCUAAGAGGGUCUGACAAUGCCAGCAGUUACCUUGAGGAGGAGGAGGAGUUGGACAUCUUUCCUUCCUCAAAGUGUCAGCCACAGGGAAAGCGGUUGCUAUCCAGAGAACUUACUCUGUGGAAAUCUGUCUCAUAUAAUUUAGUUCGUACCUUGGGAAGCCAUAUAGCAGAGCCAAGUGCAAUAGAAUGAACUAGAACAAGGGAUUCCAGGACGUGGAAAAUCCCAUUACUCAAUUACUGACCUCUCAAAGUUAUGAUUUUUAGAAAUUGGGUCUAAACUUAGGAGUCAUUUUGAGGUAUGGUAUGGUUUUAGAUUCUUUCGAUUUGUUAAAGACAUUUAUAAUCCUCAGGCUAAAUAGAGGUCAGCCUUAUCAUGGUUCCUCAAACAAUUGUAUUUCAAUUUUUAGAAUGUUUUAUCAAAAGCAAGGUCACUUUAAGCUAUCUUUACUGUACUGACUUCACAUGUUGCAAGGAUAUUAAUAUCCUUUAAUUUAAAAAAAGUGACCCUGACUUAAGGGAUAUACAUCUUUCAGACAGUUUCCUGGUGAAGUUUCUAUGGUUUCAGAGCUACGUUGAACUGAGAAGUACAGGGGAAAAGCCUUGUUCAUUCCCAUCUAGUCAGAACCCCUCAAUGGCCUUAAGGAAGCAGUGACAGGGAAUUGGACCUGGAAUCCUUUCUGUAGGGAGCAGGGCUUCCUAGAGAACAUUCCAGGCACUUGGGAGGACACGGGGUUUCAACUCAUCCCCUGGCAGCCUGGAACCACAGGGCCUGUGCUCAGCUGUGAACUCCCACGGUCCUGGGUACCAUGGCCCUCGGUUGGCAGCUUAGAAAGCCAUCAUGGACACACAGAUCACCUAAGCUGUUUCACUUUGUAAAUAAGAAGGGCCCAAGAAGGACACUUCUCCCCUGCACCUGAGCAGGCAUUCUGCCAGGGACAAGUAGGGACUGCAGAUGGACACAGGGUCCUUCUUCCAUCAGUGAAGAGCAGCCCUUGCAGGGAGGCCUUGCUCUCCAGGCUUCUCCUCAGCAGAUGGCAUGGGCAGUGGCGGCCUUCAUGGUGACUUUAAAUGAAAAGCUAAGUCUGAAGGAAGACACUGUUUAUGUCCCUCCCACUGCUAACCAUAUAUUUCUCUAUAGACAAAUGUGAUAAUGACAUGAUUUCCCACUCGAUCUCUAAGAAAAUGGUGAUGACUCUUGAGUCAGCCACUGCAGAGGAGGUUCUAAUUAGCUCUACAGUUUGUUCUUAAAUUCUAACAGAAAUCCCCUCUCACCAGCAUGUGAGGUGAAUAACUGGUUUUGCCAGAUGGCAGGGUGUCUGGCCUUCCAUCACGGGGCAGCUGCUCAGCAGUCGCACUCAUUAGCUCUCUGGUUCCUGAGUCUGGUCCUCUCAGCACCUCUGAGUAAACUGCUCCUGUGCACGUCCCCAUGGUGACACUUUGUAAGCUCCAGGGUUCCCGCACAGCGAGCAGCCUCACACCUAUACAGAGGUCGCCUUCUCAUAAAGGACUUGGGAAGUUGUCAGGAGUUUGGUUCUAGGAAGUACAGAGCUGUCCUGCCAGGGCCACAGGACAGACUGAAAGGACCACAGAGCUGGCUCCACCCACACCGCUAGGCCACUGUCCUCUGCUCACUCCAGCGUCUCCUUUGCCUUGAGAGCUAGAGGGAUAGCUGGGUGUCACUGGCCACACAAGAGCCACUGCCACCCACCAACCCAAGAAGGUUCUAACUGGUUUCCUGCCACUGGCUGGGCACUUAAUCACCACCAGAAACUCCCAGCCCUGCACAUAAGCUACGGGAGUGUCCUCUCCAUCCUGGGCUUCUGUGCUGGUGCCACGAGAGCACUCAGGCGUGCGCUCACUCCCUUCUCAAAGGAACCGUAGGAGGGGAGCCUGUGGCACAUAAGCAACAACAGCCUCAGAUUCCAGUUUCAGAGUUACAGCAUUGUAGUAGUAUUGUUAUUUUCUAAGUGACUUUUUUUUAUUCUUCUUUGGUGAACAUCAUUUGCAUUUUUUAUUAGUUACAGUGCUAAAGAAUAUGUGUUCCUUUUUAUUAUUUUAUCAGGUACUUAUGUUUAAUUAUAUAUAUAUUUUUUAAUUCUGGAUAUAUGAGACCUUUUUGUUUCUCUAACAGUUGUGGUAAUCAGUGGGAUUUCUCGCAUAUCGUGAUUAUUAGCAGUUACAUUUUAUAUACGUUAAGCUUUGAUUAAUUCCCGCUGUCAUCUACUUUUUUUUAUACAUGUCCCCAUGUGUUUCAUGCAUUCCUCUCUGAUCAGAAAUCUGAGUUAAAAAUCAUCUGUGCAUUACGCAUCUGUACAUUACAGACUAGAGGAAGAAAAUCAGCCUACUUUGCCUUAUAUUGUAUGUAUGCCAAGGUCAUAGAACACUUUAAACCUUCAGUUAUACUGAAUUAUUCUUGCAAGAAUGACCUGUUCAUGUUCAGUGCUAACUGCACUCUGUAAAGAACAGCACUGCAGAACGAAUGUGCUGCACCUUCUCACAUGGGGCUGGGCCCACUCUCGGGCGUCUGUCCUUUGCAGCACUAAGGAAGCUGCCACAGGGCUCCGUGCCUGCCACUAGCAGGAGCACUGCCUUUACUUUGUCAGAGAUGCCGAGCAAAUGUAAAGCUCUGACAGUUAUGCUGUCUCCUAAUAACCUGUCAUAGUUGAUCCAAAUUUAUUAUUUUCAUUUUGUUUUUUAAGCUCUCACCCCCAGGGGUCAUUACAGAACAGGAGAGUGGAUGAAGGACUUGUCUCCAGCUCACUGAAUGGCCAUCCCGUGAGCACACGGCUGGUUCCAUCGCUCCUCCCCGGCAGACAUUCUCCUGGCCCUGCCUGUGUGUCCAGAGCAGGAGCAGCCGCAGCCGUGGGGCAGGAGGGGAGGCUACGUGGACUGGGGACAGCAGCUGGCCAGCCAGGCUCCUCACUGGCCAAACCACUUUCUCAGUGCUAACUUUCAGUAGCUUUUUAUAGUGCUGAAAGAAACCCAAAGUCCUGUAAGCCAGCUGGAGACCAUGUUAAUAUAAAAGUCAUGGUCCUUUGCUCACAGGGGCAUAGUUCAUUUGAUUCAUGGACUACCCAGUAUCGCCAUCUACAUCAUACAGACCACUUUUCUCAUCCCUCUUUAUGCUGUAACCCAAACUGAUACAAGAAAUGAUUUAUCCUUUUGGCAAAGUGAUCCCAUUCAGUAUGGUUAUAAUAAAAGACUAAUGUGAA
Sciurus carolinensis (gray squirrel) is the source of this 6558-nucleotide messenger RNA. RefSeq names its product TBC1 domain family member 5 (gene Tbc1d5). NCBI's taxonomy places the organism in Eukaryota, Metazoa, Chordata, Mammalia, Rodentia, Sciuridae. Gene Ontology annotation, biological process: activation of GTPase activity. Gene Ontology annotation, molecular function: GTPase activator activity. The record is from RefSeq and is a predicted model, not a curated record.